AUGUCGACGAGGUCAAAGAUUGAGAAGAAAACCUCUGGCCUUUCCCCAGAUAAAGAAGCAUUUAGAGAAGAGAUGAAGUCCUUAAUCAAAGAAGAAAUCAUGAAUGCGUUUGCCACCCAUGUUAAGGAAGCUUUGCAAAAUGAGCUUUCGAAAAUCGUGUUGCUUAAAUCCGAAAACGCGAAGCUUUGUGUCGAAGUAGAUCGACUAUCCAUCAAGUGUAAUGCCAACGAGCAAUAUUCAAGAAAGUAUAACCUGCGUAUCGGAGGGGUAAAGGAAGAGCCCAGUGAAGAUUGUUAUCAAGCGGCAUCAAAUUUUUUUCAAAAUGAAAUUGGUAUUUCAAUCAAUAAUGCCGAAAUAGACCGAGCGCAUCGCGUUGGUAGACCAGGUGGCUUCAACCCUCGUCAGAUGAUAGUCAAAUUUAAAGGCUACUGCGCCAAACAAGAAGUAUUAAAGAAUCUUCGAAAUCUAAAAGGAAAAAAGGUCUCUAC
Messenger RNA from Paramuricea clavata, 488 nucleotides. Lineage: Eukaryota; Metazoa; Cnidaria; Anthozoa; Malacalcyonacea; Plexauridae. The record is from the annotation of a GenBank genome assembly.